AUGAGUGAUGAAUUUUCCCAAUUAGCAGAGUAUUUAAUAUACUCAUCUUGUCCAAAUGUUAAUGACAAGGUUGAUCUUGCCCUUGAAGACAUUGGACAAGAAGUUGCUCAACUUUAUUUAAAUACGCCUAUUUUUCAAAAUAUUUCGACCCAAAUGAGCCGAGCACAACUUGCGCAACUUCUUAACUACAUGUUUUUUCUUAUUGCCUACACUUAUGAAAUACCAAAAGAUAAGAAAUCUCCAGGAGAUGAUGUAAAACAAACUUAUGAGUUAGCAGCUGCUUCUAUUAUUCUCGAUUUAUUAAAUUCAAGGUCCCAAGCAAUUGUUUCCUUUAUCCAAUCCUCAAUCGAAGCUUUGAGUCUUUAUCUUCAAAAUCAAGCUUCAUCGCAAAUGGUACAAAUCGAAUCCACAUGCUUAGUUCGCGAGCUUCUGCAGGUACAGCCACUAGCUUUGAUUGUUGAUUCGAUUUUAGAAAGAUAUCCAAAUAUCAAAUGGAUUCCAAAGAAAGAUGACUAUGCAAAUAUCGCAACAUACGGACAAAAUUUCAUUCAAUAUGUUAAUCACGUUUCUACUAAGCCACCUUCAAACCAAUACUUAGAUACGAUCAAUCAAUACCAAAAUGCUCUUGUUACAGCCUUGGGAUCAACAAUACAGAUCAUUCCACAAUAUAUCCAAGCAAUUGAGAACCAAUUCGAAAAGGAUACAUUAGCUUUUCCCGAAAGAACAACUCUUGCUCAGUUAAUUUCAGUCGUUGCGAAAAAUUCAAUCAUUAUUACGUUUAAUUCUAUCGAAUGCGUAUUUACGCAACCUACAAAACUACCAGAAUUAGUUCCUUGGAUUGCUCAAUAUUAUUUUUCACAAAUUACAAAAGGAUAUGGCACAGUUCGUAAACUUUAUGCAACAUCCAAUGGUACAGAAGGCUUCCAGACUAUUCUCGAAGGCUUAGUAUCAACAAAUAGCCAGAUGCAAGCUUUAAUUAAUUUCAUUCGCGGAUUAAUUACACAACAACCGAAAUCGUUCCAUGAUGUCUUCAUAAACCAAAUAGUAACAUCAGUUCCCCUCAUUACCCAAGUUGUUGAACAAUCAUCUACAGUAUUACAAGCUUCCGUUGAUGCUUUCACCAGAUACCUUGAAUCACAGAAGUCACAAGCAGCUGCAGCCACAGAAUUUCCUAAAAUUGAGAACAUUCCGAACACUUUAUUCGAUCAAGAUCCUUAUUCAUCGAUUGUCUUCCCAUUCAUCAACGCCUGCCACAAUUUGCUUCUCACACUUUCAAAUCAUAGCGAAAGCAAUACAAUUAUUGCUACUUUAUCCAACGUUUACCAAAAUCUUCGAAAUGAAAUCCAGAAAGUUGAGAAUUUGAACGACCGCGCUCGAUUAAAUAUUAUCUGUGAUUCAAUUGAUAACUAUUGGAUCAAAUUCUCUGAUGAUUACCAGAUGUACGGAUAUAAUCCAAAAGAUGAGACGACAAGAAUCGGAUUUAUCGCAAGUGCAUUGGUCCUUACAUCAAGGGCAUGCUUACUCUGCACAGAUAUGAGAACUUUGAAAGUUAUGAAAUUUGGCAUUGACACAGCUCUCAAUAAGAUCAAAGGAUACUUCGUUAAUUUGGAUCCAAUAAAUUCAAUCAUCACCCAAUACAUCAAUUUCGUUAACCAACAAGCAUCAAAUUACGCAUUAUUACCAACUGGAACGGCAUCUAUAGCAGUUUACAGCCUUGCGAAUAAAGCACAGUCUGCUAUAGCCCAAUACGCUGAUUUUAAUGACGUAACUGAUAUUGUUUCCGCUCUUUUGAUCGUUGAUCAAAUUUAUCCAACAUUCCAGUGCGCAGAAAACAUUUUUAAUGAGAACAGACUUGUUGUAGAGCAAGUUGGAGCCACAACAUUCGUUGCUCCAAUCAAAUUAUUCUGCAGCGGAAUUGCUAAUUUCAGAUUAGCUCUCAGCCAGUUCAUUUUAGGCUUCAUGAGGGUCAGUGCUAUUAUUGGCCUUCGCUCCAGUGAAGAAUCCAUUAAGAUUGGAAGUCUCGCAGUAUCUCAUUGCGGAUUUGAUAUCUCUCCCUUCAUCGAAGCUCUCAACAAGACCAAGGAAAAUCUUCCUAAGGCCAUAGAGCCAAUUAACAAGCUAUCGUUCAUCCUCUACGAUGAUAUUGACUUCUUCAGAAAAGAAUUGAACGGCGUACAGUCACUUGCCAUCAGUAUCGUCGAUGCUUUUAAGCAAAUUGCAAAGGUCGCCUACGCAGAGGAACUAUCUCCUCAUAUCGGCGCCGCAAUGAGAUUAUCCGAAAUCAUUGAUUUCGCAUUAACCAUUGCUAAUUGCUUCCAAUUGAACGCUAAGUUACUUGUUAAACCCGUAAUGGCAUCAGUUCUCAGCACUUCCCUCCAACUUAUGCAGAAAUCUGCAACAGAUAUUGCACAAAAUGUCCAAGAUUGCAACAGAUUCAUUUAUGCGUUUGCCGCUGCCACGUUACAAGCAUCAGCCAUCAUGAAAUGCUUCCCAGGACUCGAACAAUACGGUGCAUACGGAUAUGAAUCUUGCAAAUCGAUCUUUUCCGAUUUAUAUGACAGGUAUCUUGGCCAGGACAGGUUACAAGAGACAUACAACGUCAUUUCCACUGUCUACAACCAAUUGCAGACAUUGAAUAAUUUCAUUAAAGAGCAAUACAACCAAUUGCGAGCGAAAAUGAACGAAGAAGAGAUUAUUCCACCACAAAUCACUGCUACACAGAAGAGUACACUUAAAUCGAUUGAUUUCACACCAUUGACAUACGAUGCAGGCAGUGAAGAGAAGAAGAAGAAAGAAGAGGAAGAAGAGAGGAAGAGGAAAGAAAAAGAAGAGGAAGAAAGGAAGAAGAUUGAAGAAGAAAAGAAGCGAAAAGAGGAAGAGAAGAAGAGGAAAGAAGAAGAAGAGAAAAGGAAGAAAGAAGAAGAAAGAAAACGUAAAGAAGAAGAGGAAAGAAAAAGAAAGGAAGAAGAAGAAGAAAGAAAGAGAAGAGAAGAGGAAGAAAGAAAACGUAAAGAAGAAGAAGAGAGAAAGAGAAGAGAAGAAGAGGAAAGAAGGAUUAAAGAAGAGAAAGAAAGACAAAGAUUGAUCGAAGAAGAAAGAAGAAGACAAGAAGAUGAAGCAAGAUUAAGAAAAGCUGAAGAAGAAAGAAAGAGAAGAGAAGAAGAAGAUAGAAAACAAAGAGAAAUGGAAGAAUUAAGAAGGCAAGAAGAAGAAAGAUUAAGAUUAAAGAUACAGGAAGAAAUGGUCUUGGAUUCUUAUGAUUUGUUGAUGCAGAAACUUCAAACUCCUCAGCCAACAAAUGACAACAAACCUCUCGAAAUUCAAAAUGUAAGAAGAUACGUGGAUACAUUGAAACAACUCAUCGCAAGGCUCCAGGAAAGACCUGAUAACCAGGAUAUACCUAGAUCUAUCCAUACUUUGAUUCAGGCAAUUAAUAGUAACCUUCAGGUUGCUCAAGCAAAUGCAAUUCAAUGA
Molecule: messenger RNA, 3474 nt
Organism: Trichomonas vaginalis G3
Lineage: Eukaryota; Parabasalia; Trichomonadida; Trichomonadidae
Product: RNA recognition motif-containing family
Exons: 1
Coding region: 1-3474 (1157 amino acids)
Biological process (GO): regulation of mRNA splicing, via spliceosome; regulation of cell cycle
Molecular function (GO): RNA binding
Source: RefSeq, a predicted model, not a curated record